Molecule: messenger RNA, 4105 nt
Organism: Platichthys flesus (European flounder)
Lineage: Eukaryota; Metazoa; Chordata; Actinopteri; Pleuronectiformes; Pleuronectidae
Gene: uvrag
Product: UV radiation resistance associated gene
Exons: 15
Coding region: 203-2407 (734 amino acids)
Biological process (GO): SNARE complex assembly
Cellular component (GO): endosome; lytic vacuole
Molecular function (GO): SNARE binding
Source: RefSeq, a predicted model, not a curated record
AGCAAAGAGGAGCGAGUAGCCUGUACUUUGUUUACGUCCCGUUUAGCUGACAGCUGUUGUAGCGCCUUCCCCACAGCGGCAGCCUUGUGUCGGUGUCCCCGCUCCCUGUCCUGAGCUCCGCGGACACCCACGCGAGUGUCCUGCAUGUAGAGGACGGGACGUUUUGUUGAAUGAGGGGGAGCCGUUAGAUGCCGCCAGGAGGAUGAACUCCAUCACCGGUCGGGUUCUCGCCAUCCCCGCCGCCUCUGUCACCAACUCUGGAGCUUCAUCCUCCCGAGCCCUGCACGUAGACCUCACGUCCCAGCAGAGACGACUGCGUCAUCUUCGGAGCAUUGCUGCCAGAAACAUUGUCCACAAGAAUGGUUCCCCACUUCUGGACACGUACUUCACCCUCCAUCUUUGUAUAGGAGAAUGCAUAUCUCGAGGAUUCUACAAGAGUGAAGUCAUUCGAGACUCACUGAAUCCCACUUGGCGCAGCCUGGACUUUGGCAUGCUGCCGGACCUCCUGGACACCGCAGUGUCUUGCUUCGUGGUGAGGAUCUGGGGCGGACAAGAGGAACAGUACCAGCUCCUCAUAGAAUGGAGGGUCAAUCUGGAUGGCCUCAGAUACACUGGGCAGCAGAUUCGAUCCAGGAAUCCAAAUGAGAUCAUAUUCGGAUUGAAUGAUGGCUACUACUCAGCUGACUUUGAUCACAAGGAUCAGUCGGAGCGGAAGAAAAACAGUUUGCUUCAGGUUGACCUGAGUUCAGUCCGGAACUCCUACAGCGUUUUCUCUCUGCUCAGGCUUCACACAGCCCAGAGAGCCAUCAAGCAGACCCAAGUGACGGUGCAGAAGAUUGGGAAGGAGAUCGAGGAGAAGCUGAGGACGACAGAGGCCUGCACAGAGCGGAAGAAAGAGAGGGAGUGCAUGCAGCUGAGAAUAGCUGUGCUGCGCAGCGAGCUGCUUCGGCAGAGGAAGGCACUGGGCAGGGAGAUCGACCUGCGACAGAAGGAGAGGGCACAGCUUCAGAAGAAAGAGGAAGCGUUCGGCGCCCAACACGAGGUUCUGAAGGAGGAGAAAGAAUCCCUAACUAAGCUGCAGAAAGAAUGCACUGCCAAGAGGGAGCAGUUCCUAAAGUCCAACGCCCAGCUCACCUUCCGCUGUCGUCAGCUCCUCUCUGAGCUUUCCUACAUCUACCCCAUUGAUCUGGCUAAUCAGUCAGAUUAUGUCAUCUGCGGAGUGAAGCUGCCAAACUCUGAAGACUUUCAAGCAAAGGAGGACGGGAGCGUAGCAGUCGCCCUGGGGUACACAGCGCACCUGGUCCUGAUGAUCUCGUGCUUCCUGCAGAUCCCUCUUAGAUAUCCGGUGAUCCACAAGGGUUCACGCUCCUCCAUCAAGGACACCAUCACCGACAGACUCACGGAGAAGGAGAGAGAAUUCCCCUUGUACCCGAGAGGAGAGCGGUUUCAUUUUGAAUAUGGGGUCUACCUACUCAACAAAAACAUUGCCCAGCUGAGAUAUCAACAUGGCUUGACCACCCCGGACCUGCAGCAGACACUACCCAACCUGAAGAACUUCCUGGAACAUGGCCUGCUGGUGCGAUGUGAUCGGCACAAUGUCUCUAGCUCCAUCCCGGUGCCGUCUAAGUCCCAGCCUGGUAUGUCUACCGCCUCAGAGAUAGGCCACACCAGCUCCCCAGACCGAGGCCUGAGGAAAAGGGCAAGCUCGGAGGCAGAUAAGUACAAGCCAACACCUCCACCCAGCUACAACAUAGCCAUGGAAGGAGAGAAGCCCCUGGGUGGCCUGGCACCGCCCUCCCCCAAACACCUUUCCUCCUCCCUCGAUGCUGGCAUGGCCUCGCUUAACUUGACCAAGACUACGGAGGCCAUCGAGGAGGGAGAGCAGGGGGAGGAGGAGGAGCAAGGUGGCGAAACAGUGGCAGUGCAGGUGGAGAGACGCAAAAGCAGUGAUGGAGAGAUUGAACUACAUAAAGGAGAAGAGACUGAACAACUACCCAGCAGUACAGUGGCGCAGAACUCUUCUCCAGUGCAGGGAACUGGUGAGGAAAGAGUCGCCGCUGAUCAGCACACAGGCGCCAUGAACGGCUCGUUGGUCCCAGGACAGACGCCCGGCAGCCUGGUCCCAGAGCUGCGCUGCUCUGUGGAGCAAGCUGAGGAAAUCAUGGGCACAGAGGCCACUGGCUUAGGCCUGGGGUUGGGGGUAGGGAUGGGGUUAGGGUUAGUGGACGAGGCCCGCCUGGACGAAUACCGCUGCAUCCCUGUGGACCACGCAGUAGCUGUGGAGUGUGACGAACAAGUGCUGGGGGAGCUGGAUGAGGCCGGCUUCGAGGAGUUCUCCAGGCGCAUCUAUGCACUAAAUGAGAACAUGUCCAGCUUCCGCAGACCGCGCAAGAACUCUGAUAAGUGAGGCCGAGGACCCAAGGACAAAUACGAGGACAUGAAAUGAGAAGACAGAGUUUGUGGUCCUCUCUCCCAAAUCGCAGCAUCAAAAAUCAUAGGAGCUUUUCUGGAAAAACGACCAAUUUGCACUUAUUAUAAACAUUUCCAUAGUGAUCUUUUAAAAUGGAAUAGUUAAAAAUGGAAGUGCUGGAACAGUUAGCUUUACUUUUAUUUUUGAUGCCAACAAUAAUAUAUAUUUUAAACACUGGAUACAAACAAUAAUCAGGCAUUUUUUUUUAUUCACGAUAUGAUUUGGCCUCAAUAAUAGAUAUCAACCUGGAGGAAUAACUGCAAUUAUAGUCUGUUCUUCACGCCAGGGACAAUUAGUUUAUGACUCACAUGUUGAUUUCAAACCAUAAUGCUGCAAAAAAAAAUUAUUUUUUCAAAUCAUCUUCAUCGUCAUCUUCGUCAUCUUGUCAUUUCCAAAUAAAGUCCACAUCCAGGGAACAGAAUCAUGACACCAGAGUUUAAAUAUGUUUGAGUGCAGCAGCGAUAAAUAAGAGAAGCUACUGCCUGUGUCUUAAUUUGUUGUCUGAGUUUUUGGUUUUGAGGUUUUAUCAAAGAAUCAAUAACACUGACUAAUGCACAAAAUGAGGAUGGUUGCAACUUGAGGUUUUAUCACAGUGGACCAUGUUCUGUCAUAGAGCCUGCUGUCCCAGUGCUUACACCUUUGACUGUACAAGCUAACGUUCAGCACGCAUGGCAGGGGGCGAGUGCUGGAGCGAGGGCGGGUCUGCUCCACGCUCGCAUGCAGCCGCAGUCACAAUCCCAGUAAGGUUUCAAGCAAUCCCACCAAUGACCUUUGGCAGGAAUUUGCUUCCACAAAGAGAGGUGUGAUCUGGAACCAGUAGCCUGUUCCGAGACCCCCCAACAUCUCCUCCUCCUCGUCUUCAUCAGCAGCUCAAUCCGGUGGUCACGCUCCACACAGGGUCGAGUUUGUCCCUCAGGUUCAGAGAUGAGGAUCACAAGACUAAGUGGCAGGUUGGAGCUCACAGCACAUGGCAGGGACAGGGUGCAAUUUUUUUGUCCGCCCCAUCUCCUGUUUUCAGUUUGAAUGUGCCCCAUCGAUUUGACCUUUGAUAUGUUAACUGAUUCUCAUAUUCACUCGACCAGAAAUUACAUCCUUUGUCUGUAUUCAGUUUUUUCUCACUCAGGCUUUAUUGUACGUGUUAGUAACAAAUGUCUCAAUCUCUCUGUCUGUGAUUUUGUCCCCUGUCCCCAAUGCUGUCUUGCACUGAUACUCAUAUACUGCAUUAUUUAUGUCUCUAAACGGUCGUGUGUGCUUUGAUUCAAAGGAAAUCAGUGUUGAGUUUUAUUUUUCCGGUUCACAUGGGACGUCACACUUUAUAUUUUUACGUGUCACACUGAUAUCACCGGUUUGUGGCUCCUGAUGUGGACAGCUGCUUUGCAUCACCUGUCCCAACAAAGAUGGACUCCCUGCCCACUUUGUGGGUCAGAUCCAGUUCUGUGGCCGCUGACUGUCGAGAGGUAUUGUAUUUAAAACUAAUAGAUAAAACCAUGUUCGAUCAUUUCCAUAAAAUGCUAUACAGUUCAAUAAGUGACCAUGUACUUAUACUUUUGUAUGGAGCUCUCUUUUUUCUUUUCUUCUUUUUUGGGGGUUAUUAAAGACUUGCAGUCCAAUGGCAUGGAUGUAUAGCCUCUCUGA